UCCCCACUACGCGACUGCGAACGCCGCGCCGCGUCCGUUCGCGUCAUUGAACAACAAGACUCGCUCGAUGGCAGAUGUCUCCCUGCCAAUAUGAAAAAAAGAACUGCAAAACUCUGUAAUGAAAUACGCGAUAGUGAAAUUAAGAUGUUAUUUUAUUAAAUAAAUAAUUUUAUUUUUAUAGUGUAAAUAACAUUAUAACAAAUUUUAUUUAUUAGUGAAUUAUAGUAAAUUAUUGUAAACGCGCUUAUCUCUGGUACCCUGUGAUUGUUUUAUUUUAAAAUUUACUGCUAAAAAGAAAUUCUAAAAUUGAGUGACGGUGCGGUGCAAUCUCGAAAUGUUUGUCAAUCGUAUUUGAUUUGUUUAUUAGUGACUAUAUAUUGUGUCAUUAAAAGUGGAUAAGGGAAUACAACACUGCCUGUCAUCGGUAGGUGAAAAACCUACCAGAAUUAUUGUGGACGACACUGUUUCAAAUAUGUGUUGUGAUUUGCAGAUGCUCUCGGUACAAGCGCCGGGGUGCGCGGGCAUGGAGCGGCUGGGCGCGCCGGGGGGGCCGCGCCUGCGGCACGAUCACAGACACCAUCAUUCCACACUGGAAUGGGAAAAACAGCAAAAAUUGCAAGCCAUGGUGGGGCGGUUACAAGAGAUGGUGGAGCAAGAGACGCGCGCGAGAUCCGCAGCCGCUGCCGAGAGGCUCGGUCUACCGCCUAGCAUACAGCUGCCCGAUGGCGAGUACGGCCAGGAUGCGCAUCUACAGCUCCGAGUCGCUUAUCAGCAAGCCGAGCUGACAAGGAGCAGCUUCCAGCCUCCACCGAAUAAAUGCGUGAGCGACGUGCCCGAGUGGGCGGGUGCAGCAGAAGCUGUAGGCGCGCGGCGCGGUGGCAAGAAAGACGGUCUGCUGCAGAAAGCGACGCGAUGGUGGGUGCGUAUGGGCGCACGCGGCUCGCCGACCCUGCUGCCGAGCGCACCGCCCCGUGGCACACCGCCCCGCCCUGCGCCGCGCACGCCACCACGCGCUCCAACCCGCGCGCCGCCCGUGGUCAUGGUGCCCCGCCGCGCCGCGCCGCCCGCUCCGCCCGACGCGUGACGCCGCCGCCCGCCCCACUCCACGCUUACAUUCCAUUACCGGGCGUCUCCCGGAGUAUUAUAGACUUGAUAUUUAUUUAUUCGGGAGCGGGCCGAUUGCGCCGCGCCUCCGCGUUCCUCGCGCCGUCUUUGAGUUUCGCGAAAACUAAGACUGAAAUGAAAUAAAAUGACGUAACGUCGCAGAGUCCGCGUUCGAGUAUGUCCUCAUAGGUAAAUUUGAUUUGGACAGAUGCGAUCGAAGCGUGAUUGUGUUCGAUGAAUCUUUCGAUUGUAAUCUUCGACGACGUUGAUAUUGUGGGAGGUGAGCCGUCGUCUCGCAGUGUACGGUUCGUCGAUGUAUAAGUGACCUAUUGUAACGUGUUAUUUCUAUCUGGCAGCUCAGAAUCCUGUGUUUAAACAACUUUUAUAUUUAUUUAUGAUCGCACGUCAAGGAAUGCAUAUCAGUGCGGCGAAUGCGAGAAAUGUUAAUUUACGACGCAUAGUAACUAUUUUAUUGUAAAUAUUGUAUCUAAUUUAAUGUUAGAAUAAUUGAUGGCCGAACGCCACUGUCCGAGGGUCUUUUCAAAUGAGUGUUUGCUACAUUCCAUAUUUAUGUUGAAAUAUACCUGGGUCCCCCUCCGGUGCUCUCCCGUACUUCUACACCCCUCAUGGUGACAAUAAUUAUUAUUUACCGUUAUCGACUAGUGACUGAUGUUUAAAAGCAGAGUAAUAAUUGAAAUCUCACUAGGAAAUAGAUAAUAAAAUGUUAAAAAAAAAAUGUUUUAAUUAAUUAUAAAUUAGCUAUUUAUUAUUUAUAUAUCGAGGUCAGCUACUCACAGUCUGUAGAAAAUAUUUACAAGGUGUCCGGCCGCGUCACCGUCCAGAAUGUGAGCAGUUGAGUCUGUUAAAAGUUUUAUAAUUAAUUAUAAGCUUCGUCAAUCGUUCACUUUGUAUUGACGCGAUUAGAGCAAUUUGAACGUGUUUUGUCUCCUAGUCCCAUUAUUUUGACUGACACGACAUAAAGACAAACACAGGUGAACACGCAACGAGUCGCUGUCGACGUUCCUGCGCGCGGUUUGAAACUGCAACAUAUUUUUGUACGAACAUCUUAUAGAUCGAAUUGAAUAGGGGAAUGUUUACAGCUCGCUCCUUGUUGAUUUUGAACUGAAAAUAAUUUACAUGUUGACUGGCAAUUACGGGUUUUAACGUAGUGGCGUGAUAGUUUACUGUCACCAAGAUCCGGCGGCUAAAUAGAGACACCUUUGUCACACAUUUGUGGAGAACUAACUACUGUACACGGCAUACAGACAUUGGCGCGUGUAAC
Messenger RNA from Bombyx mandarina (wild silkworm), 2386 nucleotides. RefSeq lists its product as uncharacterized. NCBI's taxonomy places the organism in Eukaryota, Metazoa, Arthropoda, Insecta, Lepidoptera, Bombycidae. The record is from RefSeq and is a predicted model, not a curated record.